AUGGUCGACCCCGUCUCCCUCUGCUGGUAUGCUGUGCUCGCCCUCUGCAUGGUCGACCCCGUCUCCCUCUGCUGGUAUGCUGUGCUCGCCCUCUGCAUGGUCGACCCCGUCUCCCUCUGCUGGUAUGCUGUGCUCGCCCUCUGCAUGGUCGACCCCGUCUCCCUCUGCUGGUAUGCUGUGCUCGCCCUCUGCAUGGUCGACCCCGUCUCCCUCUGCUGGUAUGCUGUGCUCGCCCUCUGCAUGGUCGACCCCGUCUCCCUCUGCUGGUAUGCUGUGCUCGCCCUCUGCAUGGUCGACCCCGUCUCCCUCUGCUGGUAUGCUGUGCUCGCCCUCUGCAUGGUCGACCCCGUCUCCCUCUGCUGGUAUGCUGUGCUCGCCCUCUGCAUGGUCGACCCCGUCUCCCUCUGCUGGUAUGCUGUGCUCGCCCUCUGCAUGGUCGACCCCGUCUCCCUCUGCUGGUAUGCUGUGCUCGCCCUCUGCAUGGUCGACCCCGUCUCCCUCUGCUGGUAUGCUGUGCUCGCCCUCUGCAUGGUCGACCCCGUCUCCCUCUGCUGGUAUGCUGUGCUCGCCCUCUGCAUGGUCGACCCCGUCUCCCUCUGCUGGUAUGCUGUGCUCGCCCUCUGCAUGGUCGACCCCGUCUCCCUCUGCUGGUAUGCUGUGCUCGCCCUCUGCAUGGUCGACCCCGUCUCCCUCUGCUGGUAUGCUGUGCUCGCCCUCUGCAUGGUCGACCCCGUCUCCCUCUGCUGGUAUGCUGUGCUCGCCCUCUGCAUGGUCGACCCCGUCUCCCUCUGCUGGUAUGCUGUGCUCGCCCUCUGCAUGGUCGACCCCGUCUCCCUCUGCUGGUAUGCUGUGCUCGCCCUCUGCAUGGUCGACCCCGUCUCCCUCUGCUGGUAUGCUGUGCUCGCCCUCUGCAUGGUCGACCCCGUCUCCCUCUGCUGGUAUGCUGUGCUCGCCCUCUGCAUGGUCGACCCCGUCUCCCUCUGCUGGUAUGCUGUGCUCGCCCUCUGCAUGGUCGACCCCGUCUCCCUCUGCUGGUAUGCUGUGCUCGCCCUCUGCAUGGUCGACCCCGUCUCCCUCUGCUGGUAUGCUGUGCUCGCCCUCUGCAUGGUCGACCCCGUCUCCCUCUGCUGGUAUGCUGUGCUCGCCCUCUGCAUGGUCGACCCCGUCUCCCUCUGCUGGUAUGCUGUGCUCGCCCUCUGCAUGGUCGACCCCGUCUCCCUCUGCUGGUAUGCUGUGCUCGCCCUCUGCAUGGUCGACCCCGUCUCCCUCUGCUGGUAUGCUGUGCUCGCCCUCUGCAUGGUCGACCCCGUCUCCCUCUGCUGGUAUGCUGUGCUCGCCCUCUGCAUGGUCGACCCCGUCUCCCUCUGCUGGUAUGCUGUGCUCGCCCUCUGCAUGGUCGACCCCGUCUCCCUCUGCUGGUAUGCUGUGCUCGCCCUCUGCAUGGUCGACCCCGUCUCCCUCUGCUGGUAUGCUGUGCUCGCCCUCUGCAUGGUCGACCCCGUCUCCCUCUGCUGGUAUGCUGUGCUCGCCCUCUGCAUGGUCGACCCCGUCUCCCUCUGCUGGUAUGCUGUGCUCGCCCUCUGCAUGGUCGACCCCGUCUCCCUCUGCUGGUAUGCUGUGCUCGCCCUCUGCAUGGUCGACCCCGUCUCCCUCUGCUGGUAUGCUGUGCUCGCCCUCUGCAUGGUCGACCCCGUCUCCCUCUGCUGGUAUGCUGUGCUCGCCCUCUGCAUGGUCGACCCCGUCUCCCUCUGCUGGUAUGCUGUGCUCGCCCUCUGCAUGGUCGACCCCGUCUCCCUCUGCUGGUAUGCUGUGCUCGCCCUCUGCAUGGUCGACCCCGUCUCCCUCUGCUGGUAUGCUGUGCUCGCCCUCUGCAUGGUCGACCCCGUCUCCCUCUGCUGGUAUGCUGUGCUCGCCCUCUGCAUGGUCGACCCCGUCUCCCUCUGCUGGUAUGCUGUGCUCGCCCUCUGCAUGGUCGACCCCGUCUCCCUCUGCUGGUAUGCUGUGCUCGCCCUCUGCAUGGUCGACCCCGUCUCCCUCUGCUGGUAUGCUGUGCUCGCCCUCUGCAUGGUCGACCCCGUCUCCCUCUGCUGGUAUGCUGUGCUCGCCCUCUGCAUGGUCGACCCCGUCUCCCUCUGCUGGUAUGCUGUGCUCGCCCUCUGCAUGGUCGACCCCGUCUCCCUCUGCUGGUAUGCUGUGCUCGCCCUCUGCAUGGUCGACCCCGUCUCCCUCUGCUGGUAUGCUGUGCUCGCCCUCUGCAUGGUCGACCCCGUCUCCCUCUGCUGGUAUGCUGUGCUCGCCCUCUGCAUGGUCGACCCCGUCUCCCUCUGCUGGUAUGCUGUGCUCGCCCUCUGCAUGGUCGACCCCGUCUCCCUCUGCUGGUAUGCUGUGCUCGCCCUCUGCAUGGUCGACCCCGUCUCCCUCUGCUGGUAUGCUGUGCUCGCCCUCUGCAUGGUCGACCCCGUCUCCCUCUGCUGGUAUGCUGUGCUCGCCCUCUGCAUGGUCGACCCCGUCUCCCUCUGCUGGUAUGCUGUGCUCGCCCUCUGCAUGGUCGACCCCGUCUCCCUCUGCUGGUAUGCUGUGCUCGCCCUCUGCAUGGUCGACCCCGUCUCCCUCUGCUGGUAUGCUGUGCUCGCCCUCUGCAUGGUCGACCCCGUCUCCCUCUGCUGGUAUGCUGUGCUCGCCCUCUGCAUGGUCGACCCCGUCUCCCUCUGCUGGUAUGCUGUGCUCGCCCUCUGCAUGGUCGACCCCGUCUCCCUCUGCUGGUAUGCUGUGCUCGCCCUCUGCAUGGUCGACCCCGUCUCCCUCUGCUGGUAUGCUGUGCUCGCCCUCUGCAUGGUCGACCCCGUCUCCCUCUGCUGGUAUGCUGUGCUCGCCCUCUGCAUGGUCGACCCCGUCUCCCUCUGCUGGUAUGCUGUGCUCGCCCUCUGCAUGGUCGACCCCGUCUCCCUCUGCUGGUAUGCUGUGCUCGCCCUCUGCAUGGUCGACCCCGUCUCCCUCUGCUGGUAUGCUGUGCUCGCCCUCUGCAUGGUCGACCCCGUCUCCCUCUGCUGGUAUGCUGUGCUCGCCCUCUGCAUGGUCGACCCCGUCUCCCUCUGCUGGUAUGCUGUGCUCGCCCUCUGCAUGGUCGACCCCGUCUCCCUCUGCUGGUAUGCUGUGCUCGCCCUCUGCAUGGUCGACCCCGUCUCCCUCUGCUGGUAUGCUGUGCUCGCCCUCUGCAUGGUCGACCCCGUCUCCCUCUGCUGGUAUGCUGUGCUCGCCCUCUGCAUGGUCGACCCCGUCUCCCUCUGCUGGUAUGCUGUGCUCGCCCUCUGCAUGGUCGACCCCGUCUCCCUCUGCUGGUAUGCUGUGCUCGCCCUCUGCAUGGUCGACCCCGUCUCCCUCUGCUGGUAUGCUGUGCUCGCCCUCUGCAUGGUCGACCCCGUCUCCCUCUGCUGGUAUGCUGUGCUCGCCCUCUGCAUGGUCGACCCCGUCUCCCUCUGCUGGUAUGCUGUGCUCGCCCUCUGCAUGGUCGACCCCGUCUCCCUCUGCUGGUAUGCUGUGCUCGCCCUCUGCAUGGUCGACCCCGUCUCCCUCUGCUGGUAUGCUGUGCUCGCCCUCUGCAUGGUCGACCCCGUCUCCCUCUGCUGGUAUGCUGUGCUCGCCCUCUGCAUGGUCGACCCCGUCUCCCUCUGCUGGUAUGCUGUGCUCGCCCUCUGCAUGGUCGACCCCGUCUCCCUCUGCUGGUAUGCUGUGCUCGCCCUCUGCAUGGUCGACCCCGUCUCCCUCUGCUGGUAUGCUGUGCUCGCCCUCUGCAUGGUCGACCCCGUCUCCCUCUGCUGGUAUGCUGUGCUCGCCCUCUGCAUGGUCGACCCCGUCUCCCUCUGCUGGUAUGCUGUGCUCGCCCUCUGCAUGGUCGACCCCGUCUCCCUCUGCUGGUAUGCUGUGCUCGCCCUCUGCAUGGUCGACCCCGUCUCCCUCUGCUGGUAUGCUGUGCUCGCCCUCUGCAUGGUCGACCCCGUCUCCCUCUGCUGGUAUGCUGUGCUCGCCCUCUGCAUGGUCGACCCCGUCUCCCUCUGCUGGUAUGCUGUGCUCGCCCUCUGCAUGGUCGACCCCGUCUCCCUCUGCUGGUAUGCUGUGCUCGCCCUCUGCAUGGUCGACCCCGUCUCCCUCUGCUGGUAUGCUGUGCUCGCCCUCUGCAUGGUCGACCCCGUCUCCCUCUGCUGGUAUGCUGUGCUCGCCCUCUGCAUGGUCGACCCCGUCUCCCUCUGCUGGUAUGCUGUGCUCGCCCUCUGCAUGGUCGACCCCGUCUCCCUCUGCUGGUAUGCUGUGCUCGCCCUCUGCAUGGUCGACCCCGUCUCCCUCUGCUGGUAUGCUGUGCUCGCCCUCUGCAUGGUCGACCCCGUCUCCCUCUGCUGGUAUGCUGUGCUCGCCCUCUGCAUGGUCGACCCCGUCUCCCUCUGCUGGUAUGCUGUGCUCGCCCUCUGCAUGGUCGACCCCGUCUCCCUCUGCUGGUAUGCUGUGCUCGCCCUCUGCAUGGUCGACCCCGUCUCCCUCUGCUGGUAUGCUGUGCUCGCCCUCUGCAUGGUCGACCCCGUCUCCCUCUGCUGGUAUGCUGUGCUCGCCCUCUGCAUGGUCGACCCCGUCUCCCUCUGCUGGUAUGCUGUGCUCGCCCUCUGCAUGGUCGACCCCGUCUCCCUCUGCUGGUAUGCUGUGCUCGCCCUCUGCAUGGUCGACCCCGUCUCCCUCUGCUGGUAUGCUGUGCUCGCCCUCUGCAUGGUCGACCCCGUCUCCCUCUGCUGGUAUGCUGUGCUCGCCCUCUGCAUGGUCGACCCCGUCUCCCUCUGCUGGUAUGCUGUGCUCGCCCUCUGCAUGGUCGACCCCGUCUCCCUCUGCUGGUAUGCUGUGCUCGCCCUCUGCAUGGUCGACCCCGUCUCCCUCUGCUGGUAUGCUGUGCUCGCCCUCUGCAUGGUCGACCCCGUCUCCCUCUGCUGGUAUGCUGUGCUCGCCCUCUGCAUGGUCGACCCCGUCUCCCUCUGCUGGUAUGCUGUGCUCGCCCUCUGCAUGGUCGACCCCGUCUCCCUCUGCUGGUAUGCUGUGCUCGCCCUCUGCAUGGUCGACCCCGUCUCCCUCUGCUGGUAUGCUGUGCUCGCCCUCUGCAUGGUCGACCCCGUCUCCCUCUGCUGGUAUGCUGUGCUCGCCCUCUGCAUGGUCGACCCCGUCUCCCUCUGCUGGUAUGCUGUGCUCGCCCUCUGCAUGGUCGACCCCGUCUCCCUCUGCUGGUAUGCUGUGCUCGCCCUCUGCAUGGUCGACCCCGUCUCCCUCUGCUGGUAUGCUGUGCUCGCCCUCUGCAUGGUCGACCCCGUCUCCCUCUGCUGGUAUGCUGUGCUCGCCCUCUGCAUGGUCGACCCCGUCUCCCUCUGCUGGUAUGCUGUGCUCGCCCUCUGCAUGGUCGACCCCGUCUCCCUCUGCUGGUAUGCUGUGCUCGCCCUCUGCAUGGUCGACCCCGUCUCCCUCUGCUGGUAUGCUGUGCUCGCCCUCUGCAUGGUCGACCCCGUCUCCCUCUGCUGGUAUGCUGUGCUCGCCCUCUGCAUGGUCGACCCCGUCUCCCUCUGCUGGUAUGCUGUGCUCGCCCUCUGCAUGGUCGACCCCGUCUCCCUCUGCUGGUAUGCUGUGCUCGCCCUCUGCAUGGUCGACCCCGUCUCCCUCUGCUGGUAUGCUGUGCUCGCCCUCUGCAUGGUCGACCCCGUCUCCCUCUGCUGGUAUGCUGUGCUCGCCCUCUGCAUGGUCGACCCCGUCUCCCUCUGCUGGUAUGCUGUGCUCGCCCUCUGCAUGGUCGACCCCGUCUCCCUCUGCUGGUAUGCUGUGCUCGCCCUCUGCAUGGUCGACCCCGUCUCCCUCUGCUGGUAUGCUGUGCUCGCCCUCUGCAUGGUCGACCCCGUCUCCCUCUGCUGGUAUGCUGUGCUCGCCCUCUGCAUGGUCGACCCCGUCUCCCUCUGCUGGUAUGCUGUGCUCGCCCUCUGCAUGGUCGACCCCGUCUCCCUCUGCUGGUAUGCUGUGCUCGCCCUCUGCAUGGUCGACCCCGUCUCCCUCUGCUGGUAUGCUGUGCUCGCCCUCUGCAUGGUCGACCCCGUCUCCCUCUGCUGGUAUGCUGUGCUCGCCCUCUGCAUGGUCGACCCCGUCUCCCUCUGCUGGUAUGCUGUGCUCGCCCUCUGCAUGGUCGACCCCGUCUCCCUCUGCUGGUAUGCUGUGCUCGCCCUCUGCAUGGUCGACCCCGUCUCCCUCUGCUGGUAUGCUGUGCUCGCCCUCUGCAUGGUCGACCCCGUCUCCCUCUGCUGGUAUGCUGUGCUCGCCCUCUGCAUGGUCGACCCCGUCUCCCUCUGCUGGUAUGCUGUGCUCGCCCUCUGCAUGGUCGACCCCGUCUCCCUCUGCUGGUAUGCUGUGCUCGCCCUCUGCAUGGUCGACCCCGUCUCCCUCUGCUGGUAUGCUGUGCUCGCCCUCUGCAUGGUCGACCCCGUCUCCCUCUGCUGGUAUGCUGUGCUCGCCCUCUGCAUGGUCGACCCCGUCUCCCUCUGCUGGUAUGCUGUGCUCGCCCUCUGCAUGGUCGACCCCGUCUCCCUCUGCUGGUAUGCUGUGCUCGCCCUCUGCAUGGUCGACCCCGUCUCCCUCUGCUGGUAUGCUGUGCUCGCCCUCUGCAUGGUCGACCCCGUCUCCCUCUGCUGGUAUGCUGUGCUCGCCCUCUGCAUGGUCGACCCCGUCUCCCUCUGCUGGUAUGCUGUGCUCGCCCUCUGCAUGGUCGACCCCGUCUCCCUCUGCUGGUAUGCUGUGCUCGCCCUCUGCAUGGUCGACCCCGUCUCCCUCUGCUGGUAUGCUGUGCUCGCCCUCUGCAUGGUCGACCCCGUCUCCCUCUGCUGGUAUGCUGUGCUCGCCCUCUGCAUGGUCGACCCCGUCUCCCUCUGCUGGUAUGCUGUGCUCGCCCUCUGCAUGGUCGACCCCGUCUCCCUCUGCUGGUAUGCUGUGCUCGCCCUCUGCAUGGUCGACCCCGUCUCCCUCUGCUGGUAUGCUGUGCUCGCCCUCUGCAUGGUCGACCCCGUCUCCCUCUGCUGGUAUGCUGUGCUCGCCCUCUGCAUGGUCGACCCCGUCUCCCUCUGCUGGUAUGCUGUGCUCGCCCUCUGCAUGGUCGACCCCGUCUCCCUCUGCUGGUAUGCUGUGCUCGCCCUCUGCAUGGUCGACCCCGUCUCCCUCUGCUGGUAUGCUGUGCUCGCCCUCUGCAUGGUCGACCCCGUCUCCCUCUGCUGGUAUGCUGUGCUCGCCCUCUGCAUGGUCGACCCCGUCUCCCUCUGCUGGUAUGCUGUGCUCGCCCUCUGCAUGGUCGACCCCGUCUCCCUCUGCUGGUAUGCUGUGCUCGCCCUCUGCAUGGUCGACCCCGUCUCCCUCUGCUGGUAUGCUGUGCUCGCCCUCUGCAUGGUCGACCCCGUCUCCCUCUGCUGGUAUGCUGUGCUCGCCCUCUGCAUGGUCGACCCCGUCUCCCUCUGCUGGUAUGCUGUGCUCGCCCUCUGCAUGGUCGACCCCGUCUCCCUCUGCUGGUAUGCUGUGCUCGCCCUCUGCAUGGUCGACCCCGUCUCCCUCUGCUGGUAUGCUGUGCUCGCCCUCUGCAUGGUCGACCCCGUCUCCCUCUGCUGGUAUGCUGUGCUCGCCCUCUGCAUGGUCGACCCCGUCUCCCUCUGCUGGUAUGCUGUGCUCGCCCUCUGCAUGGUCGACCCCGUCUCCCUCUGCUGGUAUGCUGUGCUCGCCCUCUGCAUGGUCGACCCCGUCUCCCUCUGCUGGUAUGCUGUGCUCGCCCUCUGCAUGGUCGACCCCGUCUCCCUCUGCUGGUAUGCUGUGCUCGCCCUCUGCAUGGUCGACCCCGUCUCCCUCUGCUGGUAUGCUGUGCUCGCCCUCUGCAUGGUCGACCCCGUCUCCCUCUGCUGGUAUGCUGUGCUCGCCCUCUGCAUGGUCGACCCCGUCUCCCUCUGCUGGUAUGCUGUGCUCGCCCUCUGCAUGGUCGACCCCGUCUCCCUCUGCUGGUAUGCUGUGCUCGCCCUCUGCAUGGUCGACCCCGUCUCCCUCUGCUGGUAUGCUGUGCUCGCCCUCUGCAUGGUCGACCCCGUCUCCCUCUGCUGGUAUGCUGUGCUCGCCCUCUGCAUGGUCGACCCCGUCUCCCUCUGCUGGUAUGCUGUGCUCGCCCUCUGCAUGGUCGACCCCGUCUCCCUCUGCUGGUAUGCUGUGCUCGCCCUCUGCAUGGUCGACCCCGUCUCCCUCUGCUGGUAUGCUGUGCUCGCCCUCUGCAUGGUCGACCCCGUCUCCCUCUGCUGGUAUGCUGUGCUCGCCCUCUGCAUGGUCGACCCCGUCUCCCUCUGCUGGUAUGCUGUGCUCGCCCUCUGCAUGGUCGACCCCGUCUCCCUCUGCUGGUAUGCUGUGCUCGCCCUCUGCAUGGUCGACCCCGUCUCCCUCUGCUGGUAUGCUGUGCUCGCCCUCUGCAUGGUCGACCCCGUCUCCCUCUGCUGGUAUGCUGUGCUCGCCCUCUGCAUGGUCGACCCCGUCUCCCUCUGCUGGUAUGCUGUGCUCGCCCUCUGCAUGGUCGACCCCGUCUCCCUCUGCUGGUAUGCUGUGCUCGCCCUCUGCAUGGUCGACCCCGUCUCCCUCUGCUGGUAUGCUGUGCUCGCCCUCUGCAUGGUCGACCCCGUCUCCCUCUGCUGGUAUGCUGUGCUCGCCCUCUGCAUGGUCGACCCCGUCUCCCUCUGCUGGUAUGCUGUGCUCGCCCUCUGCAUGGUCGACCCCGUCUCCCUCUGCUGGUAUGCUGUGCUCGCCCUCUGCAUGGUCGACCCCGUCUCCCUCUGCUGGUAUGCUGUGCUCGCCCUCUGCAUGGUCGACCCCGUCUCCCUCUGCUGGUAUGCUGUGCUCGCCCUCUGCAUGGUCGACCCCGUCUCCCUCUGCUGGUAUGCUGUGCUCGCCCUCUGCAUGGUCGACCCCGUCUCCCUCUGCUGGUAUGCUGUGCUCGCCCUCUGCAUGGUCGACCCCGUCUCCCUCUGCUGGUAUGCUGUGCUCGCCCUCUGCAUGGUCGACCCCGUCUCCCUCUGCUGGUAUGCUGUGCUCGCCCUCUGCAUGGUCGACCCCGUCUCCCUCUGCUGGUAUGCUGUGCUCGCCCUCUGCAUGGUCGACCCCGUCUCCCUCUGCUGGUAUGCUGUGCUCGCCCUCUGCAUGGUCGACCCCGUCUCCCUCUGCUGGUAUGCUGUGCUCGCCCUCUGCAUGGUCGACCCCGUCUCCCUCUGCUGGUAUGCUGUGCUCGCCCUCUGCAUGGUCGACCCCGUCUCCCUCUGCUGGUAUGCUGUGCUCGCCCUCUGCAUGGUCGACCCCGUCUCCCUCUGCUGGUAUGCUGUGCUCGCCCUCUGCAUGGUCGACCCCGUCUCCCUCUGCUGGUAUGCUGUGCUCGCCCUCUGCAUGGUCGACCCCGUCUCCCUCUGCUGGUAUGCUGUGCUCGCCCUCUGCAUGGUCGACCCCGUCUCCCUCUGCUGGUAUGCUGUGCUCGCCCUCUGCAUGGUCGACCCCGUCUCCCUCUGCUGGUAUGCUGUGCUCGCCCUCUGCAUGGUCGACCCCGUCUCCCUCUGCUGGUAUGCUGUGCUCGCCCUCUGCAUGGUCGACCCCGUCUCCCUCUGCUGGUAUGCUGUGCUCGCCCUCUGCAUGGUCGACCCCGUCUCCCUCUGCUGGUAUGCUGUGCUCGCCCUCUGCAUGGUCGACCCCGUCUCCCUCUGCUGGUAUGCUGUGCUCGCCCUCUGCAUGGUCGACCCCGUCUCCCUCUGCUGGUAUGCUGUGCUCGCCCUCUGCAUGGUCGACCCCGUCUCCCUCUGCUGGUAUGCUGUGCUCGCCCUCUGCAUGGUCGACCCCGUCUCCCUCUGCUGGUAUGCUGUGCUCGCCCUCUGCAUGGUCGACCCCGUCUCCCUCUGCUGGUAUGCUGUGCUCGCCCUCUGCAUGGUCGACCCCGUCUCCCUCUGCUGGUAUGCUGUGCUCGCCCUCUGCAUGGUCGACCCCGUCUCCCUCUGCUGGUAUGCUGUGCUCGCCCUCUGCAUGGUCGACCCCGUCUCCCUCUGCUGGUAUGCUGUGCUCGCCCUCUGCAUGGUCGACCCCGUCUCCCUCUGCUGGUAUGCUGUGCUCGCCCUCUGCAUGGUCGACCCCGUCUCCCUCUGCUGGUAUGCUGUGCUCGCCCUCUGCAUGGUCGACCCCGUCUCCCUCUGCUGGUAUGCUGUGCUCGCCCUCUGCAUGGUCGACCCCGUCUCCCUCUGCUGGUAUGCUGUGCUCGCCCUCUGCAUGGUCGACCCCGUCUCCCUCUGCUGGUAUGCUGUGCUCGCCCUCUGCAUGGUCGACCCCGUCUCCCUCUGCUGGUAUGCUGUGCUCGCCCUCUGCAUGGUCGACCCCGUCUCCCUCUGCUGGUAUGCUGUGCUCGCCCUCUGCAUGGUCGACCCCGUCUCCCUCUGCUGGUAUGCUGUGCUCGCCCUCUGCAUGGUCGACCCCGUCUCCCUCUGCUGGUAUGCUGUGCUCGCCCUCUGCAUGGUCGACCCCGUCUCCCUCUGCUGGUAUGCUGUGGACGACCCGCUGUUUUUGGGCUUCGGAGGGCACCGGUUGGCUGUAUCGCGCAAGCUGGCAUGCUCGCCCAUGAAUGUGGGCAUCGGGGACGCCUUUGACGAGCCGCUGCCUUGCGUGCUGAAGAUGGACGACGGGUCCCCCGGCUCGUUCGCGUACAGCAAGGUGUUUGAGGAGCCAAUCACGAUUCACUACGAGGACGGCACUCUCUCUGUUGAUGAUUCCUCCUCCUCCUCCUCUUCCACCUCAGCUGCGUCUCUUCUCACUAUGCUGCCUGCACGAGCAGGAGCUGAGGUUGCUGGUGUUGUGAACGGCACUGAGAGCAGCACUCUCUCAAGCACUGCACGCUUCACUUCCACCAGCGCCAUCACGCCUUCCUCCUCCUCCGCCUCCCCAGCAGCGUACGAGUGCUCGCCAGGGUGUCGCCUGCAGCGGCUGGCCAAUGGGGUGUGCGAUGGGGCGUGCAACACGCCCGCAUGCGCCUUUGACGGCGGCGACUGCGCGUGUGUCGACCCGCUCUUCGGCCCCGGCAUCUGCGCUUGCCCGCCCGGCCACACCCGCCGCGACGACGGCUCGUGCUGUCUGUCGACGGCGGUGGGAGCCAAUCUCAACUUCCCCUUCUCACUGCAGCGCUACGGCCCCAACUACACAGAGAGCAACUUCGCCUUUGCUGCUGAGAGGGGCUUCGCUGCCAACCGCUUCGUCUCACACCGCAACCGCCUGUUGAUUGGCUUGGUCCUGCAGCAGAACCGGUGGGACACACAGCAGUGCAACGGAUCAGGCCUGCUACACCUGGCGGGGUGGUGCAGCAACGGCACGUCCAGGGAGCCGUUUGGAGUGAACCCGCACUUCCUGCCCACGUCGGCCAUCUACGACAGCGCUGCCAGCGCCAACAUCUCCCAGCUCGACAACAACACCCUCAACCCGCAGAACCUCCCCUACGGAUUCAUCUACCCCGUGGCCUCCCUCAAAGCCUACCCCAUGGUGUUUGACAUCAAUCUCGACUACGAGGCGGCCAUGCGUCGUCUGCACUACCUGGUGGAUGGAGGCUAUAUCGACAACGGCACUCGCACUGUGGACGUCAGUUUCAUAACUUUCAACGGCGAGACGCUCACUUUUGUGCUGACAACUGUGAGUUGCAAGGUGACAACGGGCGGGAGCAUGGUAGUGAGCAUUCGGUCCCAGCCGGCAGCCAUGGCGAUGUACGAUGCAUCGGCGGACAACAUCGCACGGCUGGUGCUGGAGAUAGUUUACUUGGUGGGGCUGCUCUGGAAUGUGUGUGGCGAGCUGCAGGAGAUGGCCGACCGCGCUGCCACCCAUGGAUCGGUGCUCAGCUAUUUCGGCCUCGUGUGGAACUGGGUCGACAUGCUCUCUCUCACGCUGCAAGUGACUGCGGUUGUUAUCUGGGUGGUGCUAUGGCGGUACGUGGAAGCAUUUGACAUGCAGCCACGCUACGACAUCUACCAUACACUCCUCGAGAUGCCGCAGUAUUGGGCCGUGCCCAACCCGCCUGUGGGCUUCCUCGGCGCCACUCAAGCCUUCUCUGAUCUGCGCAACAUCAUCAACCUCCGUGGUGUCUACUUUUCCCUCCAGGGCAUAAAUCUCUUCUUCAUGAUGAUUCGCUUACUCAAAGUCAUGGACUUCCAGCCCUAUCUGGGCGUCAUCACUCGCUCCCUCGCCCUCGCCACGCCCUCCCUGAUGCACUUCUUCCUGCUCUCCUUUACGGUCUUCUUCUGCUUCAGCAUGUAUGCCUACCUUGUCUUCGGAGGAGCACUUGAGAUGUUCUCCACAGUGCUAGAGUCCAUGUUCUCGUGCUUCCUGCUACUUCUCAACGACAAUGGGUCGGCCUAUUUCUUCCAGCGCAUGGAGUCGUGGGACCUCAUAGCCGCGAUGCUCUUCUUCUUCAUGUUCAUCGUCUUCAUGGUCUUCAUCCUCCUCAACUUCCUCAUCGCCAUCAUCGUCGAUGCGUUCAUGAGCGUCAAGGAUAGCAACCUUGUCGCCACCUCAAUAGCCGCUGACCUCGCACACAUUUUCAAGUACAAGUGGAACUGCUGGCGUGGUCGCUACCUGCCGUAUCCAUCCAUUCUCGACCGCCUCGUGGAGUUGGGCGCCAAGGAUACCCGAGUUGACGAGUCGGAUCGUCGGAUGCGUCGCAUGCAGUCGAUGAAGCGGCGAACGCGGGCCCUCUUCUCCUGCAGCUGUGGCGGCGGAUGCAAGCCGUCGCACAUCGGUUGCGGGGAGAACCACCCCGCCUUCCCGUCCGCCAGCGAGACUGGGGAGCGGCGGCAGCACGUUCUGACAGUGAGGGAGAAGCGCAUCGACGUCAUCUCGCUCGCCAUGAUCCUGCAACGGUGCCAGGAUAGGGAGCGAGUUGGGCCCUGCAAGGCUGAGUCGCCGUACAAGUGUUGGUCAAGGGCAGGCGCGAGUGAGGAUGCGGAGGAGGAGCGGCUGGAGCAGCUGUCGCAGGCGGUGGUGCUGCAGUGUGGCGAGGUGGUGAAGCAGGCCGCCCAGCCAGUCAAGAAGAGCGCAAAGAAGCUCAGCCUGGCGCACAUCAAGGCGGAUCUGGCGCGCAGCGAGGCCAAGGUGGAGGAGCUGAGUGCCAUGAUGACAGACAUGCAAGCACUCAUGCUCGACCUCCUCGCCCGCACGCCCCCGCUAAGCAACACUGCCCACUCUUCGUGA
Messenger RNA from Closterium sp. Naga37s-1, 13275 nucleotides. The record is from the annotation of a GenBank genome assembly. Lineage: Eukaryota; Viridiplantae; Streptophyta; Zygnematophyceae; Desmidiales; Closteriaceae.